Molecule: messenger RNA, 13331 nt
Organism: Esox lucius (northern pike)
Lineage: Eukaryota; Metazoa; Chordata; Actinopteri; Esociformes; Esocidae
Gene: apoba
Product: apolipoprotein Ba
Biological process (GO): cholesterol homeostasis; cholesterol transport; lipoprotein transport
Cellular component (GO): very-low-density lipoprotein particle; mature chylomicron; low-density lipoprotein particle
Molecular function (GO): low-density lipoprotein particle receptor binding; cholesterol transfer activity
Source: RefSeq, a predicted model, not a curated record
CUCUACCAAAAAUAAGACAGAGGUUUUAUUUUGUUGCUGCCUGUCAUGGGGGACCCUAAGAUCUGGCUAUUACUGCUUCUGAGUACCAUUGUCUUAGCUCAGACUGGCAGUGAUAAUACAGAUGAAAAAACAUUGACAUGCCCAUUGUCAGCAAGAUUUAGGACCUUUAAGAAAUAUGUGUAUCAUUACACAACAGAGAGCAAGAAUGGCGUGACUGGUAAAUCCAACCUCAGCAAUGGCCCCAAGGUCACAUGUCAGGUGGAACUCGAAGUCCCACAAGAAUGCAGCUUUGUCCUUCACACUGUGGACUGUGCCCUCAGUGAGGUGUCACUCAUCGACACCCAGGAAGGUGUUGUGUAUAGACAAGCUGCAGGAGCUGAAGCCUUCAAAGCUGCCAUGGAGAAGAACCCUCUAAAAAUCACAUGGGAUCCAGUGACCGGGAUUCGCCUGUACCCUGAACUUGAUGAGCCUGUCAACAUCCUGAACAUCAAGAGAGGUAUCAUCUCAGCACUCAAUGUCCCAGUCAUGGAGGAGGAGAGAAACAGCCUAAUGGACACUGUGCAUGGCCUGUGUAAGACUGACUACAUGGUCAACACGAGGAAGGACACUGAUACACAAUUGACCCUUACAAGAGAUCUGUCUCAGUGUGAUCAGUUUCGCAGUAUGAAGCUUCCUAGCAGUCCGCUGACCCUGCUCCCAAGUCUGCAUGGACCUUUGUCUAAACUAAUCAGAAGUACCCAGGACUGCAUCUAUCAGUUUGAUAACAAGAGAAAGCAUAUGACUAAUGCAGUGUGCACCGAAAUGCAUAUCUUCCUGCCCUUCUCACAUAAUAAUAGUGGAAUUUUCUCUGUGGUGACACAGAAUCUAAUCUUGCAAGAUUCAGCAAAGAUCAACAAUAAAGUCUUUGAAGCUGAAGUCAGCCAUAUUAAACCCCUCCACAUGGAGUACCCAGAGGACAAGGCUUCGGCUCAGACGAAAGAUGCUCUGCUCAGAACACUACGAGACCUCAAUGCUCUGUCCAGCACUGGGCAGGGUCAAAGGAGGCCUGGCCUCUUCCAAAAGCUGGUCUCUGAGCUCCGUAGUCUGAAGAACAAAACAUUGAGCCUAGCCAUGGAGGAGAUGAUGGGGGAGUCUAGUGCUCUGACCUGGCAGGCCCUCACCCAGUGCGGAACACCAGAAUGCACUAGCGCCAUCCUCCAGGUUAUCAAGACAAUGGAUAGCUCUGCUGUGGUGAGGGAUGCCAUUGUGUAUGCAUUGAGCCUUCAGCCCAGCCCUGACGCUCACCGGGUCAGAGAUAUGCUGAGUUUGGCCCAGCACAAACAGAGCAAAUCCAUUAUGUAUGCUCUGGCAAACACAGUCAGGAAGUUUCACCCAGGACAUCAGACCCCCGAGGUUAAGGAGGUGUCAAAGUUUGUGCAUACCUUGUUGGGAGACUGCUCAGGGGAUGAGGACAUGACUUUUCUGACACUAAGGAUUGUAGGUGUUAUGGGUAAAGCAAUGCAAUCUACCUGGGAUGUAAGUAAGGGUAUGAAGGAAGCCCUCAUAAACUGUGUGAAGAAGGGAACUUCUCUAUCUGUCCAGAAGGCAGCAAUGCAGGCCUUCAGACUGAUGGAUAUGGACCAGGAGGUCAGAGAAACUCUCUUGGAGGAAUACCAGGAUGCUGAGGGCCCUGUCCAGAAACGUGUGGCAGCUUACCUAAUGCUUUUUAAGACUCCUGACCGUGCUCUGCUAAGCAAUGUCAUUACCACGCUGAAAGGCGAGCAAGACCCACAGUUCAAGAGCUUUGUGGUCUCACACCUUGACAACAUCCGCCACUCUGAUGAUCCCAAAAUGCAACAAAUCAAACUGUAUAUUAAGGAGGCAUUGCAAGACUAUUGGCAUCCUGCCAACCAGUUCAGCACAAUGUCCCGCAACUACAAAAUGGACACUGCCAUGGGCUCCAUUAAGGGUAACAUAAUUUUUGAUUCCACUGAUAUUCUGCCAAAAGAAGUUCUGUUUGAAACCACCCUCAAUGCCUUUGGGUACAAUACUGACAUGAUAGAGUUUGGCAUUGAAGGUAAUGGAUUUAAUCCAACGCUUGAGGCCCUUUUUGGGGAGCAAGGUUUCUUCCCUGACUCUGUCUCCAAGGCCAUGUUCUGGGCUGGUGACAAGAUGCCAGAUGUGGUUCAACGGGUGCUAGAGAAAUGGAUUGCCCCCUUGAGGAGUGAGAGAAGGAAAAGACAGGCGCCACAGGAACUAAUAAGAAAUAUCGGACACAACUUCCAAAAGCUUGUCAGGGAACUUCACUCUCAAGACUCCCCUGAGGCAAUGGCAUACCUAAGGAUUCUUGGAGAUGAAGUUGGUUACAUCAAGUCCAGUGAGAUAGAGAAUAUGGCCCAAGCAGUAGCCAUGUACUCUGAUGUGUUAUUCAAGAUCAUCCCUUUGAAAGCCAUGCAGUCUCUAAUAUCCAACACCGACAACAAGCUUUAUGCCCACUAUAUCUUCCUGGAUGAGAGAUUUUCUCUGCCCUCUAUGUCUGGCUUACCCCUAAAAUUCUCCUUGUCUGGUGUCUUUUCCCCUGGAGCUAAGGGAGGUCUGAACUUAUCCCCUGGGAUGCAGCAACUUUCUUUCUUGCCAUCUGUUGGUGUAGAGUUUAUUACUCAAAUGGGCAUCCACAUACCUGAGUUUGUGGUGGCAGGCAUUGAAAUGCGCACCAACAUGUACCAUGAGAGUUCCCUGAACACCAAAGUCACCAUUAGCAGGAACAAGAUCAAACUCUCCAUCCCUGCCCCCAAAGAAACAACUGAGCUGUUCAGCAUCAGCAACAAGCUGAUGUCAGUGUCCUCCACCCAGACUAAGUUGGUGCCGUCAUUUGGGGAGGGCACGACAGACAGCAUUGAAUGCAAGCCCCUGUUCACUGGUAUGAAUAUCUGCACCACAAUGCAUUACGCCAGUGCAAGCUCAACAGACGAAGCUCCCUACUAUCCCCUCACAGGCGAGAGCAGGCUUGCUGUGGAGAUCCAGCCAAUAGGUCAGGUAACAGAAUACACUGCUGCCAUUACUUCUGAAACUCUCCGAGAGGGAAAGGAGGGGCGCCAAAAAAUUGACUCUCUGAAGCUAACCCUUAGGGCAGAAGGUGAUGAGCCUAUGGAGGCAACCGCAACAGUGAAGUACAACCGGAACAAGAACACUCUGACCACUGAAGUCCAGAUCCCUGAUUAUGACAUUGAGGCAGGGAUAACACUGGCGGUCACAGACAGUAAUAUCAAGGGGAAGAAGAUGCGUGGCAUCCUCUUAGAUGUCACUAACCACAAUAUUCCACAGCUGUCCCUAGUAGGUCGUGCCAGACUUGAGUCGAUGAAAAAUGGCAUGCUUCAAAUCCAGAUUUCCUUCCCAGCACUAAGUUCAGAUGUCUCUGCUUCUGCAACUUUGAAGAAAAGUGAUGGUCUAGUCAUGCAAUUAGAGACAGCAGUCAAUAUUCCAGUGAUGUCUUCUGUCCAAAAAGUCAUUGUGAGAUACGAUGAAAACAAGUUUGAGGUGGAGAUGAAGUCCGACCUGGACUCCGAGAUCCAAAAAUUCAUACCAAACUUAAAAUAUUACCAGAAGCAUCUACAAAAUCUAAUUGACGAGUUAUUAGAUCAGAAGGUGGCUAAGACUGAUAUGAAAGUGCGACACAUUGUUACUAAAGCCAUUGAGGCAAGUAACAUUUGGCUGGACAAGGUUGCUGGAAGAAACAAGAGGAGCCUUUCUGAACUCACUCUGCCCACUGUGCCUGAGAAACUAUUCAUUAAAUCUGACAGUUUAUUUAGAUACCAAUUCAACACGGAAAAAAUUGCCAUCUCCCUUCCUGUGCCAUUGGGAGGAAAAUCUUCUGAAGAGCUAAAAUUUCCCACAACCCUGUCUAUCCCUGCCAUUACUAUUCCAAAAAUGAAUUGGAUGAUUCCUCCUAUGGAUAUAAAAAUCCCAACUUUCACAAUCCCUCGCUCUUUGGACUUCAUGCUGCCCUUGCUUGGCCUUGCUGAGAUGACCUCCAAAGUAAACAGCAACUUCUACAACUGGGAGGCAUCCAUUUCCGGGGGCAACAACACUGUUGAUGUUCCUAGCUAUAUUGCUCAAUAUAAAGUAAUUGCUCAGUGCCCUGUCAGCCCACUGUCCUACAGACUUGAAGGCACAGGCAUGAUCUCAGGAACAAUGGAAGAUAAUCUGAAGUAUGUAGUCAAUGGAUCCCUGAGCCACAGCUUCAUCGAUGCCAGCUUCAGUAUCUUUAAAACCUUGAGUGUGAAAGACAAACUGAACAUCAGGGCCAGUUACAAGAUUGAAGCCUCCAGUCCUCUGGGCCUGCAGACCUCUAUGUACUAUUCUGCAAAGUCAGAGUCAUCUUCUAAAGAAGUCAAAGGGGAUGGUAACUUGGAUGCAAGCAUCCGAGUGGGCUCAUUGACAGCAGAUUCCACCUGCAGUCAUAACUACGCUAUUCGCCCUCUUCAUAGAGAAGGAAGAGGAGAGUUCAACCUGCGGGUGAACUCCCCACUUAUCCAGGCACAAAACGUGAUCAAAGGAAACUAUGCCAAUAAUGAGUUGUCUAUUGUUUCCAAAACCAAUGUGCAGGAUAAUGCUCUCAAACAUGUGGCAGAGCUCAUGUACAAAGAUGCCCAACUAUCCCUGAAGUGUGACACUGUUUACAAUGUUCUGGGCAGUAUACUAAAUAACAAUGCUGAGCUUGGAAUCUCCAGUAAUAUAAUCAUUCUAAGAGUUGAGUCCCAGGCUGAUGAUUUAACAAACCAAGCUUACUCCCUUCUCACAGGAACACUGAACUCUGAUGGUCUUGAAGUCAACUCUGAAGGCUUGUUAACCUUUAAAGAUGGCCGUGGAUUGCAUAAGGCCACUGUGACAUUAGACAUAAAUGGCCUAGUUACCAGUGGAAUCAAUAGCCUACAGUGUAGUCCCUUGACAUUUGAGAACAUAUACAAUGGUGGCAUAGACAGUAGGGGAGCAUCCGUGACCUCCACAACAAAAGGUAUGGUGGAAGAUGGCAGAGCUGAGCUAAGCUUAGAGGGAAGAAUAUCAAGUUCUGAGGCUUUUCUACACAGUGGCUUCAAAGUCAACAUCUACGAUUCAAACGCAAGAAGUACAAUUAACCUGGCAUUGAACAGGAGGGGUUUGACCUUCUCAAACCACAUGAAGGGAUUUCUGCAGAAGAUUAAGACAGAAAACACACAUAGUCUGACUGUCACAUUAUGGACCCUGGUCUUCCGCUCUAAGACUGAAAACUUUAUCUGUGAGGAUGCCUACUACAAGCAUGAUUUAAAGGUUAAUGUAAAGCCUUUUGUUACAUCUGUUGACAUGAAUAAUGAUUUGAAGUUAUUUGACAUCCAUAUGAGCAACGAAGGCCAGGUGAAAAUGGAGCCUACCAAGGUGGACCUGACUGGAAGUGCAAGAGGAGCCUAUGGGAAUGAACAUGAGCUGAGACACACCUACGAAGUCAACUUUGCUGACCUAGCAGGCAAUCUGAAAUAUAGCACAACAGGAAAGAUAAUGGAAUCGCAGAUUAGUCAUAACUGUAAAAUUGAGAUAGCAGGAUUUACCUCCAAGACUAUCUGUGAGGCAAAGUUAAACUCUGAAUCAGUACGUUUUGACAGCAGUAUUCGCACUUUGGCACUGCCAUUCAGUUUCACUGUCAAUGCAAUAAUUGACAGCGAUGGUGAGGUGGACCUUUUUGGAAAGCAUACUGGUCAGCUCUACAGCAAGCUUCUUGUAAAAGCAGAACCUCUUGCACUUGCUUACUCACACGACUGCCGGAGUUCAACCACACACGUGUUGAAGAGAGUGAAAUCAUUUGCUAACCUGAAUAACAAGUUUGAAGUUCUACUAACACCUAGUGAGCAGUCAAUGACAUUAAAAACCAUUUCUAAGUUUAACAACCAUGCUUAUAAUCAAGACUUCAGCACUUACAACACUGCUGAGAAGCUUGGAAUUGAGUUUGCAGGAUUAUUAUCCACAAAACUUUUAAUCUCAUCCAGAGGGGAUAGAGAUAAAAGGGCAGACAAAGGAAACCAAGAAUUCGGAGUCUCUGGUUCCCUGAAGUAUGACAAGAACAGUGACUCACAUAUCAUUGAGCUUCCCUUCAUUAAAAACCUUCCUACUGCUUUAGAGCUUUUAAGGACUACUAUUGUUAAUUCUCUGGAGGCCAUUCAACAAUACAUAAUCAGCUUAGACUUUAACCAGUUAAUUGUUUCACUAAGACUUCAUUUGGACAAUCUGCCACAGCAAGUAAGUGACUUCAUGACAAAGAUUGAUUUAGAGAACAAAGUAAAGGAGGUGAAAGAGAAAAUUGUUCUUCUGACUGAAGAGUAUGCAGUGACAGUGGAAGACUUGGAAGCCUCUGUAGAGAAUUUAAAGGUGAACUUUGAAAAAACCUUGAUUGAUAUUGCAUCCAAAGUCGAUGACCUGAUUAAAAAAAUUAGGGGCAGCAUUAAGAGUGGAGACAUGUCAGCAGCCAUUUCAAAUGUUCUCUCACAAACUUUAAAUCAGCUAAAGGACUUUGAUCAUCAAUUUAAAAUAAGAGAGACAAUUAUCAGAGUCAUUGAUGCAAUCGAGGAUGUCAUCAGACAGAUUGAUCUACAGAAGCUAGAAGACAGCAAUGUUGCCUGGUUGGGCUAUAUUGAUGGUAGAUUUGGAGUAAAAGAAAAACUUCACAAAAAAAUAAGUGAAUUGAAAAAGGUUAUUGAAACCUUUGAUAUCACAAUAUUCUUCCAGGAUCUGAGGGAUUUCAUCCUCUCAAUCAACUUUGCUAAAUAUGUGGAGAACCUAACUGCUCAAAUUCCUACAGAGAAGAUGGCCAGUGUCCUUGAAUCUAUGAAGGAUGUAAUUGUCAACUGGAUUGAAGAAUAUGAAAUCCCAGACAAAAUCAAUGUUGUCUAUUCUUACAUCAGAGAUCUGCUCCUCAGAUAUGAGUUUGACCAGAGAAUUGAAAUCUUUAUUGAUGAGACUGUAGUACUCAUCAAUGAAUUCAGAAUCCAAGAAACUGUGCAAUCACUGGUUGAUGCUUUGAGAUCUAUAAACUUUGAAGUAAUGCAUGACAAAUGUAUGCAACAACUGGAUGGGGCAGUAAGUCAAUUAAAAACAAUUGACUUCAAGCAAAGUAUUAAUGAGCUAAAUGAAUACAUUUCUUCAGUCAUAAAGACCAUGAAGGAAUUUAACUACAAUGUUUUUGUUGACGAUGCUAACCAGAAGAUAAGUGAACUAACAAAUUAUGCUAAUAAUCAGAUUGAAGCAUAUGGAAUGGUACAAAAAAUAGAGGCCUCCAGAGAAUUUGUUAGAAAUGUUCAGGCUUCUAUGUUAAAAUACUUGGAACAGUUGAAAGAGACAAAAAUGUCAGAAGUUGUUAGGAUGAUGAAGGAUGUGAUUGAUACUACAGCCUUAAAUGAUAUGAAGAUCAUUAUGCAGCAAGCCCUUCAAGACAUGAGAGACAGAGUUGAUGAUAUGAACAUAAGACAGGAGAUACUCAUCUAUCUGCAACGGGCAAGUGAAUCAUACACCAAUAUGGUUGCCUACAUUUCUGUUCAGUUCAACAAACUGAUUGAGGAAAUCCGCAAGGGUACCAAGAACCAAAAUGUAUUGAAUCAGUUCAGUCAUGCUGUUAAUAAUUUUCUGGAUGCACUGAAGACCCUGGAGGUUGAUAUUCCAUCUUUUGUAGUGCCUCUGACUGACCUUGUCAUUCCAACUGCCCAAAUCAACCUGAACAGGCUGCAGGACAUAAGCAUUCCAUCAAAAAUCACAGUCCCUAAGUUCACCAUUCUGAGCUCUUACACUGUCCCAGCAAUUACCAUAGAUUUUGAGAAAAUCAAAGAAAAGAUUAUUGCAUUCAUUGACCAGGUUAGAGAGUAUGACAUUCCAAUUCCUUCACCUGAGGCCGUCUUGGGAGACUUGAGAGCACUUUACCUAAUCAACAUCCCUGACCUGACCUUCCCAGAAAUAACUAUUUUAGAGAUCAAGCUUCCAAGCACCAAUCUCCCAAAGUUGAAUCUGGACAACUUUGAAAUCACAAUCCUUCCAAUCCCUGAGUUCAAAUUCCCUCAGGUUCCCACUGAAUUUCAAAUCCCUGCCUUUGGCAAGCUCUAUGGUGAGUUUAGAGUGAACUCUCCCCAUUACACUCUUGUGACAGCAGUUACAUUAGAGAACUCAACAACAAUUAAUAUUAAUAGGAAGAAGAGAGGGGCACUAGAGAGAUCCAAGUUCUCAGCCAUACUAACUUCUCAGGCUAAAUCAACUUUAGAUUUUCUUGACUACUCCUUGGAUGCCAUUGCUCUUCUAGAAGCUUCUCAGAUGGAAACAAUGGUCUUCACCGAGACUGUGAAGGUCACUCACAAGGCCUUCUCUAUAGAUCACGAGGGAUCUCUGACUUUCAGUGCCCCAUCUGCAGAAGCAAUUGCAAAGACCACUGCCAAGGCCACAACUGAAAUGUACACAGCUGAUCUCCAGAACAACAUUGCACUGUCCCUUAAGAGUGGAAUUUCUGCAUCAAUAGGCAGUAUUUACAACCACAAUGUCAACAUUGCAGCUAUUGGAAUGUCAAGCCAACUCACCAUGUCCCAGACUGCAGCAGCCACUCUUGAAUCUGGUAUUAUUUCUUUAACAGCUAAAACUGAAGGAGGUGGAAAGUGGUCCAUCCAAGACUAUUCAGAUGAAGGCACACACAAAAGCAAUGUGGAGUUGAAUAUCAAUGUUAGUACUGCCAAAUUAACCUUUUUUGGAGAAACGGACAGCAAGAUCUUGAAAAUAAAAAAUACCAUUAAUGCUGAAUCCGUAAUUUUCAGCCACUUCACUGUUGAUGCCAGAACUGAGACAGAGCUUCCCUUCAUAAAGAGCAGUGUUUUGAUUUUGAAUGGAAAUGCCCACAUAGGAGAUGUGAAGAUUGUACUGACAGCCUCACACAAUGCAGAGCUCAUGGGAAGAAUGAGUGGAACCAUAUCAAACACUUUGGAAUUUUUGGCCCGUCCAUUUGAAAUUGUAUUUGAUUGCAAAAACAAUGGCAAUGGUAAGGUUGUCUUCCCACUGAAACUUACAGGAAGAUUUGACCUCGAAAAUGAUUUUGGUGUGAUUUUUAACUCUGAAAUACAGAAUGUCAACUGGGCUAGCUUAGCUCGAUUCAAUCAGUACACGUAUUAUACAAAUUUUACGAUGGUCAACCAUCAGAAAGACAUUGCCAUCUAUGCGGCAAUGAAUGGUGAAGCAAAUCUAGACUUUCUGACCAUUCCACUCACCAUCCCAGAGAUGACAGUGCCUUAUCUAAAUAUGAAAACACCUCACAUUAAAGAACUUUCUUUGUGGACGCACGUUGGCCUCAAGGAACUGCUGACUACCCCUCAACAGUCAUUUGACAUGAACCUUAAGCUUCAGUAUCAGAAGAACCCAGACAUGCACACGGUUCAUUACGACCUACAAAACUUCUACAAUGCAAUCAGUAAUUUAGACACUCUUAGGCAUCACUUUGAAUUGUGGAGGGACAAACUAGUAACCAUUCUGGCAAACUCUUAUAAUGAAGCCAAGAUACAUUUUGACAAAUUUAAGAUUGACAACUCUGACCAACCUCCCAAGUAUGUCACAAUCCCUGGAUACAAAAUCCCGGUCCUGAAUAUUAAGGUCUCAAGUUUCAGAGCAGAGUUACCUGCAUUUGGAUUUAUCAUCCCCAAGGAGGUCAGUACAUCAGGUUUUAAAAUUCCAACAAUGGGGUUUUCUGUACCAUCUUAUACCCUGGUGCUGCCUUCUCUGGAGCUGCCAAUCCUACAUAUUCCUGAAACACUGAGAGAACUGACCCUCCCAUUAAUUACACUCCCAGCAAUUCAAAACAAUAUCAUGAUUCCAGCAAUGGGCAACAUGACGUUCAAUUUCUCUUUCAAGUCCACUGUGAUUACCCUGACUGCUAAUGCAGGCCUCUAUAAUCAGUCAGAUAUUAUUGUCCGAUUCGGAUCUACUUCAACUUCAGUGUUUAAUAUUCUAAAAGGUAAAAUUGAUGGGUCAACCAGCCUGACAAGAUCAAGGGGUUUAAAACUUGCCACUGCUUUUUCCUGGGAGCACCAGAACAUAGAAGGCAGCCACAACUGUACUGUUAAUCUCUCUAAAAGGAGCAUGGAAACUUCUCUGGUAACUAUAGCAAAAGUCAACCUUCCAUUUACGAGCCUGGAAUUAAUUCAGGAUUAUCAUGGAAAUACUAAGACCAAACCAAAUGUAGCCUCCAAGAUGUCAUUAAAAUACAUGUUUAAUAUACCACUGAUUGAGGCUGAAGGUAUGGGGAACAUUGAUCAAAACUUAGCAUUGGAAGGGCUUACAUCUUCUUUUGUCUCACUGGAAACAUCUACAAAAGGAAAGACUGACAUAAAAGUUGGAAGGAUCAAUUACAAUGGAGCUGUUGAUAACGACGCCACCGUUUACCUAAAUGCAAAAGGUCUGCAAUCAACAGUGAAGAUGGACAUAGCCUCUAAACUUAUUUAUGAUAAAUCUACCAUUUUCAGUCUGGACAUCAAUGAGAACCUAGACCUUCAGGCAUCUCUCAGGGGUGUGUAUGCAACUUUGAAUCAUAACUGCAACAUUAUGCUUAAAAUCGUAUGGGGAGUGUUUGAUACAAAUGGAAAGCACAAUGUUAAAGCAACCCUAGACCUUGAUCCUCUAACAAGGCUGACAGCUCUGAUGGACGUUGAUGCAACCCAGCAAUUUGACUACAUGGGUCAUCGCAGUGAGGCAGAAAUUCUUCAGAAAUUCAGUCUUUCCAUCACUGCAGAUAAGCAGACAUUCAGCUGGAAUGGCAGAGAGCAACUUGCCUUUGCAAUACAUGCCUCUGAAUUUCUUCUGUCAAAUGAUAAAUCUGAAGUGAAGAUAGAUAUUAGUGAAUCAAUAGAAGGACCUCUUGAUUUCCUGAAGUCAAUUAAGUUCCCUGUCUACCAGAAGACAAUCUGGGAUGUACUUAAGCUUGAUCAAACCACCAGUAUGGAUACGAUGCAAUUCCUCAAUGUGUCUGCUACAGUAGUUUACACAAAGAACAAAGAGGGAUUUGUUUUCACUUUACCAUCCACAUUACUUGAGAACGGGGUCACCUUCAAUAUCCCAGAAUUUACACUAACAGUGCCUAACUGGGUGAAAAAGAUCCCAAAAAUUGUAAGGACAAUUGACAGGCGAUACAAAGAUAGUGACCUCCCAGAUCAGGUCUCAGUGCCACCUGCCAUUGAUGUUCCAGCUUUCAAUGUACCCUUCACCACUCUUCAAGUGUCAGCCUUUACAAUUGAUGUGAAAAACUUAAAAAUCCCAAAGAUGAUACGUACCACUGGCUUUGACAUCAUGAUGCCUGGUUUGCCCAAAAUAAAAAUUCCCAGUUUUGAUAUUGACACAGAGUAUCUACAGAAAAAAAUAUCUGUUCUAUCAGUGAAGUUGACACAGUCUGAAAUAAUUAUCUCAUCAUUCACCAUCCCCAAGUCCUUUGCCAUUGGUGAGCACAGCAUUCAUUUGGAUAAGAUUACAACUUGGAUUUCUAACGUUCAACUGCCAACCAUUACUAUUCCAGAACAGAAGAUUGAAAUUCCAGAAAUGUCACUAAACUUCCCUGCAAGUGUGUUUAUCCCAAACUUUGGUGCCCUCUCCACCACUGUGAAAGUGUCAUCCCCAAUUUACAAUGUGACAUCAACCGCAACCCUGGAAAACAAGCAGCCCAAUGUUUUCACUUCAUUAAAGUCUAACUGCAGCUCUACUAUUAUCUUCCUGGAAUAUGACCUAGAUGCAUCAGGCACUCUUCGUUUUGAAAACGGAGCAAUUAGCCUGAAUGGGAAAUGCAAUUUGGUUCAUAGUGAUGUAAACGUUGACUGGCAGCAUAUCUUCUCACAAAAUCUGAGGAUUAAACGGCUAGUCUCUCCUGAUGCUAUUGUAUCUCGUCAUACUUUGAAUGUGGAUAUCACCAGCCCAACCUUCAUUGAUGUAAGCUUCCGGUAUGCUUCCCGCAAGGAUGGCAUCAGCAUCUCUGUGGCUUCCCCAUCAGUUGGUUUUCUUGGAUUGCUCAUAACAAGGAGGUCAUCAUCACAGGUGUAUGGAAAAUUGUUUAGUCGCUACCUGUCUACCCCUGACAAAGAUACAGACAUUGUGAGUGUCAAAGCAGCUCUGAAGAAUUCUGAGAAUUUGAGUUUCCAGGUUGUCUGGAACAUGGAUGCCAUGCAUUCCUCCACUGAAGGGCUCAAAGAGCGGAUACCUGCAAUAACAGAUGCACUACUCAAGUUCAUCAACAAGUAUCACACAGCUCACUUUGGCUUUAAUAUAAACCGUGCUAACAUAAAACUUAAAAACUCUGUCUCCAAGGUCAUUGAGAGAGCUCAUAAUGACAUCUCAAAGGUUCUUGAUACACUACAGAAUACUUUACGAGUGAUGUUCACAAACGCAGCUGACAGCAUACCGUCUAUCAACAUAACUGAACUAAGUGACACAUUUGUUUCUGUUCUUAUGUUCUUGCAUGAGACCAAUUUCACUCUGCCGUGGAUAGAGGAGAGACUUUCUGGACAGGAGAUCUAUGAGAAGGCCAGUCGUUCUGUAUCUGCAGCAACUAAGGGUGCUGUCCAAAGGUUCUCAAAUCUCAUGGAUGCUAUUACUGACAUUAUUGAAAGAUACAUUAAAGGCAUUCAGUUCACAAUGCCUAGUAGCAAUGUAGUUAUUAAUGGAAACCAGAUUGUUGCCAACCUGAGGUCUGCUUUGAGUGUCGUCAAGGGUCAGAUAACAGAGGCAACAAGAAUCUUGGAGGAUGUGAGUCUGGAGGAGCUGAUCCAGAAAGUGAACAGCCUCCUGCAGUUAAAUUUACAAAGGGCAAGAGAUUUCCUUGCCUCUCUGAAGACAUUGGACAUGGAGGAAAUGUUGAAUUCUCUUGAGCGUUACAUGCAUGUGGCAAGAUCUCAAGCUAGUAAGUACAAUGAUUAUGCCAAGGUUAAGAUUCAGGAAAUCUACAACAAGGUAACUAUGGAGCAAAUGAACAAUGACCUCACAGAGCUUGUUAAUAUUUUGCAGUCUUACUAUUUUAGAGCACUUAAUGGAUUUAUUGACCUAAUGAGGCAGGCAUCACAAAGUGCGGCUCCAUACAUUAAAAUAACCACAAAAAAGUUGGACGUUGAUAUUCCCCUUCCCUUUUUCUGGAGGUCUUUCAAUGAGUGGCCAGCGCUGAUACGGCAGUGAGUGAGCUGUGACUUAAUCAAACCCCUCAAACACUGCCCAAUGCUGACACAAACCUAAUGGUUAAGCUAUUAUUGUACACCUCUGGGUUUAAUUAUUAUAUUGUUUUGAAAUAUUAUAUAAUGCAUAUAACAUGUUGCUUCUUUUUGAUGACCAUGAUG